AGCAGAUCCUGCCAAGUUCCACCUGUAGUUGGCUCUAUUUUUCAAGUCAGAUGUUUGGCUCCUCUAUCUCCUGCAAAAAGGAGUCAUGCAACCAGGACAAGACUCUUCCCAGAGUCCCUGAUGGCCAGGACAGAGUUGAGACUACACUGUUGAGACCGAGUCCUGGAUUUGUAUCAUUCAAGGAGGGUUCAAAUGAUGACUUCCUCAUUACUCCGGACCUUUUUAUUCCUGACUCUGGCCAUAGUGGCCACUCUCAGGGCUGGCAGUCAGUGUCCAGCAUGUGAGAGACCUGCCAUAGACCUGGAGAGCCACCGGCAGCUGCUUCUCGAUAUGGCCAAGAGAAGCAUACUAGACAAGCUGCACCUCAGCCGGCCCCCAACACUGAGCCGGCCUGUAUCCAGAGCUGCUCUGAGGACUGCACUACAGCGCCUCCAUGGGCCUCCACAGGGGACACUCCAGGAAGACUACAGGAGACAAGAAUAUGAGAUCAUCAGCUUUGCUGAGACAGGCUUCUCCAACGUCAACCAGACACGACUUGAUUUCUACUUCUCCUCUGAUGAGACUGCUGGUGGUGUGGAGAUCCAACACGCCAGCUUCCUAUUCUUCGUGCAGCUCCCUCCCAAUAGCACCCAGAGUAUGAAUGUAAAGGUCUUUGCACUAAGCCCCCAUGAUACCAACCUCACCAUAGCUAGCCAGCACCUGCUGGAGGUGGAUGCCAGUGGCUGGCACCAGCUCACCCUAGGGCCUGAAGCUCAGGCUGCCUGUAGCCAGGGGCACCUUACCUUGGAGCUGGUACCUGAAGGCCAGGUAGCCCACAGCUUAGUCAUCAUGGGUGACACUGCCCAUAGGCCUUUUGUGGCAGCCCAAGUAAGAGUAGGGGGUAAGCACCAGGUUCACCGACGAGGCAUUGACUGCCAGGGAGUAUCCAGGAUGUGCUGUCGACAAGAGUUCUUUGUCGACUUCCGUGAGAUUGGCUGGCAAGACUGGAUCAUCCAACCUGAAGGCUAUGCAAUGAACUUCUGCACAGGGCAGUGCCCACUACAUGUGGCAGGCAUGCCCGGCAUUGCUGCCUCCUUUCACACUGCAGUACUCAAUCUUCUCAAAGCCAACACAGCUGGUGGUACUGCUGGAGGAGGCUCUUGCUGUGUGCCCACAGUCCAACGGCCUCUGUCUCUACUCUACUAUGACAGGGACAGCAACAUCGUCAAGACUGACAUACCUGACAUGGUGGUAGAAGCCUGUGGGUGCAGUUAGUCUAUGCAUGAUAAAGGCACCCCGAGGUGAGAAGUGCCCUUUCUCAAGAGGAGGGAAUGACCCCAUGCCUACCUCUGUCCAUAAUGUGGAUGGUCUCUUCCUGAGCAACCUAUGGAAAUUACUGCACCUCUAAGUUGAAGAGUUCUAUAUUAAGAAGAAUCAUGGCACUGUCUUCAUGACCACCCACCUCUGUCCCAGAGCAUAGUCUACCCACCAUACUCUUCAUGCUCAAACCCUUCCCGCCUCAGGCACAUAGUGAUGCCAUCUGCAAUGCCAUCUGGUUCUCAGGCAAAGACACCCUUAAUUCACCCUUAAUCAAUCCCAUCAUCUACUAUGUCUCCCUGCCCUUUCUACUUGAUGGCCCCAAUCCAGGAUGAGUUGAUUCAACCCUCCCUUCAUCUUUCUGACCCUCCAGAGUCUCUCCCUUGGAUUCAUCAAACAUUAAAUUACUGUUCUCCAA
Molecule: messenger RNA, 1714 nt
Organism: Heterocephalus glaber (naked mole-rat)
Lineage: Eukaryota; Metazoa; Chordata; Mammalia; Rodentia; Bathyergidae
Gene: Inhbc
Product: inhibin subunit beta C
Cellular component (GO): extracellular region
Molecular function (GO): cytokine activity; hormone activity; growth factor activity
Source: RefSeq, a predicted model, not a curated record